CCAAAUACGGUUGACAGCUUCUUCUACGCUCUGGUUGACGGUACCAUUGCAAGCUUCUCUCUUUAGUGCUUCCCAAACUGAAACCAGAAAUUGAUCCCUCAAUUCAUAUUACCUUGGUCUUCCUUGGCGACAAAAAAUGGACAUCCGCGGGUUAUCUUUGGAUGUUAGGAACGUGCUCAAGCAGGCCAGUCUUGUCAGGAAUGAGAAUAACGGCAGAGCACACAAAUUUGACCUUGCGAUUUUGUUUGGGAGGAUUUGGUUUCUUAAAGCUGAGAUCUUUGUCCAUCGGAUCGGCACCCCCUUCAAUACAUCUACAUCUGUUGAGGACUUCAUUAGAUUCCUUAAUGAGGGAUCUAGAUUUCUGCUCAAAUCAUUUGGUGGGCAGUCGGAGGAGAAGUCAGAAAUCCAAACCUUGAAGCUCGUUGAAAGAAUCCCUGGGAUGGUGAAAUUUCACUUCCCGGGAAACAGGGCAAGGGACUUGCUCUAUGGGUUCCUUGUACAGCUCAAGCUCUUCAAGGCAGAUCUGCUCUUAUCGGGGGAAUUAGAAUUACAGAGUGAUAAGGAAGUUAGCCAUUUGAAGAAGAAAAUUGGGAUUCUUAAGGAGGGGUUGAUCCUCUUGAUCAAAUCAGAUGUUAAUCAGCCAAACAAAGAGGAGUAUACAGAGGAUGAGAAGCAGAUCUUGGCAGAUAUUGAAGGACUGGCUGCUGGUGUUACAUUUCUGUGUGAUUCCUGUCCUGCUGACAGUAUGGAACUUCAACUUUCCAAUUUGCAGGGAAAACUUCAGCUUCUGAAAUUAAAGCUCAAAGAUCUUUACUUUCAAAAUCCAGGGUCAAAUUUCCCCAAAACUCCCGGGUUGGGUCCCGUCAACUCCCUCUUGCAAAAACUUGAACAGUUGCCCAUCCACAAGCAUGAAUCUGUGGCAUGUUCAGCCUAUCAAAUUGAAGCAAUUCAUAGGGAUUUGGAGUUCAUAGUUGGGAAUCAGAUUCGCACGGAUACUGCCCGGCUUGUUGAAGUAGCUUACCAGGUGCAUCAUGUUAUCGACUCAAUGUUGAGUGGUAGUGAUCGGGAGUCCCAACAGAUGCUUUGGCUUUUUCAUUUGUCUGAGCAGAUUGUAGCCCUUAAAAUGCUGCAGCAUCCAAUCGACCAUCAAGCAAAAACCACCAAUGAUGUUGAACCCCGAAGAGAUUCAUGUGAACCACAUGGGUUGAGGCCGUCUUUAAUACCAAAGAUGAAUCCCCAAAGCACGGAGGAAUUCAUGGUGGGUUUCGACCAUGAUAAAGCCGUUAUACUUGAAAGGCUAAUGAGAGGAGGAUCGGAGCUUGAAAUCGUCUCUAUCACUGGAGAGCCAGGUAUAGGCAAGACCACUUUAGCUUGUGAUGUAUUCCGCAACCCCAGUAUUAUGAGACACUUCCAUGUUCGUAUUUGGUGCGGACUUUCUUUACGACGUAGUAAUAGAGACUUACUGCAUCACAUGUUAAGUCAAAUUUCCAAGGAGGAUAUGAAUGGGGAUGGAGAUGAAGAUCUAAGUCAGUUGUUGUCGAAACCCUUGAAAGGGAAAAGGUACCUGAUCGUUUUGGACGAUGUGCUGAGUACCGAAGCCUGGAGUGAUUUGUGGAAUUCCUUUCCAGACCACUCCUGUGGUAGUAGAAUUCUGAUGACCAGUCGUUUUUCUAAUGUUCUUCCGAAUCCUUAUUUCCUUUGUGGACUCUCUGAUCAUGAAAGGGGGAAGUUGACAAAGACGGACACAUUUUCUAGGGGCGAGUGCCCUAAAGAACUUUCAGAAACUGGACGGCAAAUUGAUAAAACUCACCUUGCUAUGUCAGAAAGUUGUGAGCGGAAAGAAGUUGAAAGAAACUCACAGAUACAUUACGCUCCCCAGCAAUUGCUUGAUCAUUCGCAUGAUGUUGAAGAGUUGAGACAAUCGGUCCAGCUUCUUCCGCAGAGGACUAAUCAUUUUAUGGUGGGUUUUGAAAGCGAAAAAUCAGAUAUACUUGAUCGGCUUACGAGAGGAACAUCACGUUUAGAAGUUGUCUGUAUCACUGGAAUGCCGGGCAUUGGGAAGACCACUAUGGCUGAAUAUGUGUUCUUCAGUCCUCUAGUUAGGGACCACUUUCAUCAUCUUGUUUGGUGCCAUGUUUCUCAAAAUUACAGGAUGAGGGAAUUAGUACUUCACAUGUCAAAACAGGUCUGCCAUUGGGAUGAUACCCUGGAAUGGGAUGAAAUGGAUAUAGCUUGUUUGUGGAGGAACUUGAGAAGAAAAAGAUACCUGAUUAUUUUGGAUGAUGUAUGGAGUGCUGAAGCCUGGAAAAAUUUGCAGAGUGCAUUCCCAGAUGAUUUAUGCGGCAGUAGAAUUCUGAUGACUAGUCGUCUUUAUAAUGUUGUUCCAAAUCCUUAUACUCUUGGUGGAUUAUCUGAUGAUGAAAGUUGGGAAUUGCUAAAGGCCAAGAUAUUUGGUCAUGGAUGGUGCCCUGAAGAUUUGUUGGAAACCGGAUUGCAAAUUGCUAAAAUUUGCAAAGGACUACCGCUAGCCGUUGUUGCAGUCGCUGAUCUCCUUGCUAAGUCAGAUAAGUACGCAUGGGAAGAAAUUGCAAAGACUGAGAGUCCGCGGAUACUGAAUGAUCUGGUGACACAAAAUAUGGGCAUCUUUGAUUCAAGCUACCAACAUCUUCCAGAUCAUUUAAAAGAGUGCUUCCUUUAUUUUGGAGUAUGUCCUAAGGAUGAGGAAAUUUCAGUUGGAAAGUUAAUAAGCUUAUGGAUUGGCGAAGGGUUUGUGCAUGAUGUGCAGUCCAAGAGCUUGGAAGACGUUGCAGAAGAGUAUCUGAUGAAUCUGAUGGAGAGAAGCUUGGUUAUAGCUACCAAGAAAUCAUCUAACGGUAAGGUAAAAAGAUGUCGAGUACACGGUCAGGUACUUGAUUACUGUUUGUUAAAAGCCAAAGCUGCCAAAUUUAUGCAGCCGAUAUCAGGUACACCUUCUUAUGAUUCGCAUGGUGGUUUUAACUAUGAGCAUCGUCAUUCUUCAGAUUUCGCGAACUCUGACCAGUAUCGACUUCCAAUACAUGGCGAUCCAGAACAAUUUUUUGUAUCGAAGCCUCGUGGCCCGUCUACUCGAUCUAUUCUGUUCUUUCCCACAACAGAAAUGUAUGCAGGGUGCCCCAGUGAUGUAUCAUUCAUCUUCAACAACUUUAAACUUCUUUACGUUUUGGAUUUGGAAUUCAUCAACGUUGGUAAUUCACUGGAACAUGGAAUUGAUUCACUAGUUCAUUUGUGCUAUUUGGCAAUAGGUGGAGAUUCGGACUCGGUUCCAUCAUCUUUGUCCAAACUGCAGAAUCUGGGAACUUUAGUUGUGAGGGGUUUAAUGAAUAAAUUUUUCCUACCCGGUUCUGUUUGGGGGAUGCCAAGGUUACGAAACAUUCACAUUAUCAAUCACUGCAUUUUCACUUUGCAGGAUGGCCAAAAUGGGGACGAAUCCUCUGAGUUAAAAAGCUUAAUGUCACUUUCCAUGCCAUCAUUUCCAUGUGUGGAGGAAACGAAUAGCAUCAUAAAGAGGUUCCCCAAUCUUAGGAAGUUGAAAUGCAUAUUUCUAGAACCAAGAGCUGGUUCUGCUGCGGUAAGCAGCUUCCCUGGAUUGCAAAAUCUGAAUCAGUUGGAGUGCCUCAAGAUAUCAUACUCUGGCAGGGCUCUCCACAAUGUUGGGUGGAACUUGCCCAUAAGUCUGAAGAAGCUGACUCUCUCAAAUUUCCGCUUGCCUUGGACUAAUAUUUCAGAAAUUGGGGAGCUACCCAACCUUGAGGUCCUCAAAUUGGUUUUCAGAGCCUUUCAGGGGCCAAGGUGGGAAAUGGCAGAGGAGAAAUACUUUCCUAAACUCGUAUACUUGAAAUUAGAUUCCCUAGACAUUGUCCACUGGGAAGCCGACAUAGCUUAUUAUCCCUUUCCCUGUCUGGAGCAGCUGAUAUUGCAAAAUUGCAAGCAGCUUAAGGAGCUUCCUUCUUGCUUCGAGGAAAUCUCCACCUUGCAGAGAAUUGAAGUUCGCCGCUGUGGAAUUUCUGCCAAAGAUUCUGUCCGAAGAAUUGUUGAGACACAGGCAGAUUACGGCAACGAGCUUAUCACCAACUUGCGCUCUUGAUUGCGGAUGGAUGUCCCUUCUCUAUUCACAAGUAAGUACUACAUUCAAACCGGAUUGAUCAGUCAGUUUCCAAAACAAAUGUUGCUAUUUUGCCACUUCUUACUCUAAAAUAAAACUACAGAUGGUGCUUGAAUUAAUGUCGUAGGUACAAGAUUCGGGUGUAUGAUCCAGCAAACACUUUUUUGAUUACGUUGAAUCUAUGCGUCUCCUUGUGGUACUGUGUCUUGAUCACUAUCUUUUCUUUUUCAUCUGCAAGAUAGCCCCUUUCCACCUAUGGCAUCGACAUCAAUCUUUCUGACGUCAGUUACACAACUGCAAUCUGAUGGAAGGAAAACAAAGAAGGUUGGAAUAAGCCAUGAGAUUUGGGGUAGCUUCACAAAUCCUAGCAGGAGAAAAUUCCUGCCGUUGGAAUUCAAACGUCCUCUAUUGUUGUAGCAAUUAUAUAUAUGUUCCUUUUGGAUUUUCUUUUACUUCUUGACGAUAUUUGGCUUUGGUAGGAACCAAAUAAUUUCUGGCUCCAUUUCAAAACGAUUUUCCGAUUUAAAACAUAAAGAGUUGGCGAUUUUGAUUCCCU
Messenger RNA from Oldenlandia corymbosa var. corymbosa, 4697 nucleotides. The record is from the annotation of a GenBank genome assembly. Lineage: Eukaryota; Viridiplantae; Streptophyta; Magnoliopsida; Gentianales; Rubiaceae.